Cadophora gregata is the source of this 4993-nucleotide messenger RNA. RefSeq lists its product as uncharacterized. Gene Ontology annotation, biological process: early endosome to late endosome transport. The transcript has 4 exons. Lineage: Eukaryota; Fungi; Ascomycota; Leotiomycetes; Helotiales; Ploettnerulaceae. The record is from RefSeq and is a predicted model, not a curated record. Bases 422 to 4342 code for a protein of 1306 amino acids. Gene Ontology annotation, cellular component: late endosome; transport vesicle; tubular endosome. Gene Ontology annotation, molecular function: SNARE binding; guanyl-nucleotide exchange factor activity; phosphatidylinositol binding.
CCUGCCCCUGCCCUGCCACGGCUGGCUGCCCAGGCCAGUCCAGCCCGAGCCAGUCCUCCUCCGCGAAUAAUAGGUGGAGAUAUCAACAGGAACGAGACGACGUACGAGUACGAUUCAGGCCUCCAGCUUUAAUUCUCAAGCUCCUCACGAACGAACGAACGAACGAACUACCAGCUCUCCAGCUGCGUCCCUCCAUCUCCCUUCAGCAUUAUCAAAGCCGAAAGAAGAAGAACAAAGAGAACAAACAGCCCCCGAGCUGCACCUAUCAUUCGAUACUAUCCAGUAUCCUGCAUCAGGCCAGCUCCCUUCCCACCACUUGCGCGCAUCAGAUACACGGCUUGCGAUAUCAAGAUCCCGGCUUCACCACCUUGCAGGACAGCACGCCCUGCAACUGUUCAUGCGACGCGCGAAUGUCGAAUGAAUGCAACCCUUAAACCCUUUCCUGAGUGCCUUCUUCAAGAGUGCUGUGCCCUCUCAGUGUACACCUGUCCACCACCAUAUUCUGCUAGUACCAACAACUGAAGUCCUCCUCACCUCCCGCGAUCGCGAGUCUGGAGUCCUAUACGCAGACCUAGCCGGAUCUGAGGAAUUCCUUGGUAGCCAUGUCUUGCGAAUACCAGCCAACCAUGCGACAGCGGGAGGGAAGGAUGCGCCGAAUAUGCGAGAGAGUCGGGGCAAGGCGAAACAGUAUACAACGAUCAAUGGCAGAACAGUGGUAGUGAAGGACGCCUAUGUGUACAGCAAUAAGGGAUUUAAAACCCUCAACCAGGCACAACUCUUGACAGAUACACUUUGGUACCCGGACUCAUUGGAACCAAGGCAAUGGCUCAUAUACUACAUUUCGAGGCCCUUGCUAGGCAUAUACGAGGAGGUCAAAAUUACACCUGCGAUUAUACCGAAGCAAGCUCCAACUAGCAGACCAACUCUGCCAAUGCGGUCGCCCUCUCAAGCCGAAUCUCCAACAUCGCCAAGCAGUCUUCCCAAGAAGAAGGAUAUCAGAUCUUUCAAUGACUUACUGAAUAAUUUCCCCAUGAUUGCGAGACAGAUGCAACCUGGGCUCGAACGGCUUUUCAAGGAAUUCAACACCGUCUUCGAUAAGCCUUUACCUCCCCCGCCAUCUGCUUCGAAUAUACCAGAUCCAGUGCCAGAUGGGCCAAUAGCUACGGCAAUGAAGAAGGCGAGGUCCAAUAGCACAAAUUCCGCGCCAAGCUUCCGAUCGAAUGGACAUGCGGACAGAAGGGCGAUAAAGGACUUUUAUGCUGAAGAUGAUGAGGAUAUUAUGCGAGGGGCUUUGGAAACCGCAGUCACAGCUGCCAUUGAUCUGUUCCAAAUGGUCGACAAGCAACAACUAUCCCUGCUCGGAGCUACAACGGAUCUCACGGGACCAGUCGUGGAGCGUCUGAUCGAGAGAUACGUAACCGAGCAAGUCCAUGAUACCGUGUUGUACCCCCGAUUGUGUGCUAUGAAGCGGCCAGAGGAUCUUGAAUUGGAGUCCAAAAUCAGGCAAAUGGAAUUCGUAGACAUUUCGCAAGUCGGCAUACUGAUUCAAGGCGGUCAAAGAGGGAAGCACGAACUGACGCUGAGACUGGGACGAGCUGUGGAGGAAUUCCGGAAGCUUGGAGUCGCUGGGAGCCCUCAGCAAAUGAUGGAUGUUCUUUUAUUGACUCUGAAGACUGUUACUCAACUUGCCGAUGUUCCAAAUGUCGCUUUGAACGGUUCGGGUCCAUCCUCCGAGAAGGUCAGCCCAGUCCUGACUAUCAAUGCGGAUACCCUGGUAUCGUUACUUCUGGUUGUGGUUAUCAGAGCCCAGGUUCGGUAUCUGCAAGCUCGUUUACUGUACAUGCGACACUUCAUCUUUAUUGAUGAUGUUGAAAGUGGCGAGAUGGGAUAUGCUCUCAGUACUUUUGAGGCCGUCCUUUCUUACCUUGCAAGAGACUCUGGCGGUCUCCGUAAAGCCAGCCGAAGGAAUCACAAGCUGUGGCAGGCAACGAAGAAGGGGGAUAUCAAGGAUAUGAUGACAAUCAUGGAGCCGGAAAAAGGCUUUUCUGACGAUGAAAGCUCUAAUGAGGCAAUCAUUGAUGAUACUAUUGACGAAGAUGCUCCUUGGACCUCUUCAGCUACUCACUCUAGGCGAAACUCUUCGCGGUCGGGCGAAUCAGGGAGAUUCUCUCAAGCGUCGACGUUGAACCACGUGUUUCCAUUCCAGAUCAAGCACGAAGACGAGGAAGAAGCUCGUCUCCCACCUCUCCGGAGACCCAAACAGGUUACAAUGGAUAUGCGCAGCAUGUCAAGUAGCUCCGAGAUGUCAUUUCGAUCCCGAGCAACAACUAUCGAUUCUACAAGUAGUGGCAUAGAAGGCGAUACAUCGAUUGAAAGACUCACGCAGACGGAGGACUCGUUCGGAGAAUCUGUCCCGAUGAUGGCUAUCCAGAACGAAAGACCUGAGUCUCUCAAAUACUUAUUGUCAUUGCGCAAUUACUUUCCACUCGAUAUGAUUCUGGACGAUACAAAUAAUGAGGGCACCACUCUCCUCAGUGCAGCUGUUCAGCUUGGGCAUACAGAGUUGAUUGACAUCAUUCUCGGUUUCGUGUGUCAGGCUGAAUCUGAAACGAUUGUGGUGGAGUACCUUGCAAAGCAGGAUAUUAGGGGUCGGAGUGUUGCGCACUAUUUAUUCAAUGCUCCAACAUUGAUUCCUCGUGUUGGACGACUCUUACCUUGGCGGCAGAAGGAUAGAAAUGGUCAGACUCCACUUUUCGCCCUCUGCCGUUCAUAUGACCACGCGAACUACAGGGCCAUGGUAGAAGCUGGUCUGGGUGCUGCCACAGCUUCUCAAGGAGAUGGACAGCAGCUGCAUUUGGAUGAUCACGUUGACGCAAAAGGCAAUACCCUCCUGCACAUCGUCAAUGAUCCCCAAGUUGCUUUGCGAAUCCUUCUGCACUGCGAUUCAGACGUGAAUGCCACCAACGACAAGAAGUUCACGUCGCUGAUGGUUGCAAGCAAGUAUGGGAGGUUAGACAUGGUUCGAGUUCUGUUUGGAGACCCUCGAGUCGACCUUUUUGCUAAGGAGCUUCGUGGACUUACCGCUGUUGAGCUCGCGAAAGACGACGAUGUCCGGAAUCGCAUCGAUGAUUUGAUUCUCUUCUCUGGCCAGCCUGCUGCCGAUGGAAGAAUCACGGCCGUCGUCCGCUCUUUCUUCGUCGAAGAUGCUACAAUUCGUCUUGUCGUCAAGUCCGGUGCACCCUCUGUCAACCAAAGCUUCACAGUAACGACUUGUCGUCGCUCACUUGCUGACUUUGAGCAUCUUGCAAAGCUACUUGCACUAGAGAAUCCGGCGUCAUGGCUACCUUCAAUAUCUGGAAUGCGUUCGCCUUUCCAGCUUCCAUCAAAACCAUCAAGAGCUGUUCUUAGGGAUAUCCAGAUUCGCCUUGAUGGAUUCUUGAAGAUCCUGCUCGCCCACUCAACAUUCUCAACACAUGAGAUGCUGUGGGAAUUCUUUCUUGUUCCCGAUAUCCAAGCAGACAUGAUGGAGCAGCGCAGCAAGUUGAAAGCCGAGACAAGAAUAGAGACAGUCAGAGAAGAAUAUGAGCCCGUGGAAGAUGGACGAGAUGUCGAGAGGUUUGUUGAUCAUGCCAGAGAUAUGGUUCGUAGUGUCAAUUACUCCACUAAGAGCGUUGCACGACGAGCCAAUAUGGUGCGAGCUACCACCACUGAUCUCCACAAUGCAUGGCAUCUAGCCUCACGAGCAAUUUCUACACUCGAAGGUCUACCCACGACUCACACAUCAGCUUUGGCAGCUUAUGUGCAAUGUCUCGCACCUCCAUCGACAUCGCCUUAUUCAGCAUUUCACUCAACGAUACUUUCUAUACACAGCACAAUCAUCGCGAUGUUAUUAUCACUCUCGCGUCCUACAUCUCUCAUAUCCUCCAUCAAUUCUUCCCGCAAAGCCAUAGAGCGCAAUUACAACUCCUUAUCACGGUCAACUCGAUGGCCUCUUGGCCUACUGGAUGAGACUCGUCAACGACUGAAUGAGGAGAAAGAAGACAAGAUGAGAAGAACAAAGGAGGAAGCAGAUGAGCUCGGCAGAGAGCUCAGAUACACACAGCAAGUUGUCGCAGGCGAGCUCGCAGGAUGGCAAGAUCUGCACGAGAAGAUGGGUCGGAAAGCCAUUCGCGACCUUGCAAAAGGAAUGUUAAUCAAAGAGCGAACAACACUGGAAUGCAUGAAGCGUGCAAUGAGGAAGCUGAAAAUCACCCCGGUUGUGAUUUCCGCAACUCCUUCAAUCAUGAGUGCGGAGGUUGAGGUCAAUGGGAGUAGUAAUGCGGGUCCUUCCGGGUCACUGUGAAUAGUAAUUAACCUGAGGGGCUUGGUUGAGGUUGACGCUGUAAUUGGAUAGACAUGUGAAUGGCGUUUGGGACCUUCCUGCCUGGGUCACUGGAUGGAUAUGAUAUGAGAGCGGCAUUUUGAUUCUUGAAGCGUGAAGCGUGCAAUUCAAUAUUGUUUUGGUGGUGGCUCGCAUCAUCUUCAUUGUGCUAUGCCCCCGUGAAAUAUGGUAGAGCUCGAAGAAAACAGUCGCAAAGAGAUGAAUUUCAUUGUCAAACUUGUACAUCAAGCGUAUAUGUUUCACAGCCUGUCUUUGCGCCAGGGGGCUGAGCUCGCUUACAUUGUUUACACCAGCGUGUGAGCACUUUAAGUGCCAGCAGAUCAACAGCUUGAAGCUGUGCAUUGCUUUUUUUAUUUUUUUCUUUGGCUUCUUCUUCGUGUGAUGAUGCUGACUCCAUACCUCGUAUUUCCUCUCAGGAGCUUUUCCAUCUCUCUCAAUGAUGGUACCUCAGACAAUUACUAGUUUGACAGGCUCAAGUCUGUCAAAGAGCUUGUCAAGCUCCUUGGAGGCAAUGAUAUCAUCAAACUGAUACAAUGCAUCGACAACCUCGAGUUGUUUCCCAGCGUCCCUUACCAUAGUACCUGCGGUGACGUUCUUUGCAUCAUCUUCAAU